AUGAUCAAUAAAAGAUAUUGUACGAUGACGAUGGAGGCGUCGUCGAAUAGUCAAAGUGGAUCAUCAACGUCAGCAUCAUUAUCAUUACAGUUAUCUGUUGAACAGUGGGAAUUACUGCGCCGUUUACGCAAUAGUCAUCUUACAAAAACACAAAUCAUUCGAGCUUAUGAUGAACUCGAUCGACUUGAUCGUGAACUUGGAAGUUUGUUUAAUACUGCACCAGCUCCUCCUCCUCUGCCGUCAUCAGCAUCGUCUCAUUCCUUCCAGUUUUCAUCUUCGUCAACGAUUGUGCCUUCAACUGAUCCGGUCUCACCCUCUACAGCUAACUCUCAACAAACAUCUCCACCCUCAAUUACAAAUAAUAACAAACGAUCACAUAGUCAAAUUGCUAAUGGAUUAGCACCAACCCGACCAACGAAUGGUUAUCAUUCAUCACAUAUUCACCAUCCAGCAUCGUCGCAUGCUAAUAUACGAACAACAAAGUCUAGUAUUAAUGAAACUAAUUCGACGACAUCGAAUCACAAUGAAACAAUAACGCAAGCUGAUCUCGAAGAAGAAGCUCGAGAACUACAAGAAUUACUUGCAAAAGGUGACGUGGCAAUUCAUAAUGAAAUAUCUGUGUUCGUCUACCGUUAUGAUCUCAAACAAUCACAGAUCGCUCGAAUGGCAGCGGUUAAUCAAGCUUAUGUAUCGAAAUUUUUGCGUGGCGACUUGUUUGAUUUAUCCGAAAAUGGCCGUAUGGCAAUAUGUCGAUGGUACAUACGAUACAAGAAGAUUGUUCAAUCAAUGGGUGGUACACAGCCAUCGAGUGAAUUACUUGCAAGUUUAACAUCAUCAUGCGAACCGCCAACGAAAACGGCACGUUUGAGCGAAUCUCAAUCCAGCAAUAAUUUGUCACCUGUUUCAUUCGAUGCACCGAAACGUACCCGAUUUACUUUUCGACCUGAGCAUCUCGACAUCCUGGAAAAAGCUUUUAUUGAUAAUCCAUAUCCUGAUCCACGUCGGCGCGAAGACAUAGCUCGUGUUUGCAAUGAAGCACGAACUCGUACCGAUGGAGCAAACGAAGUAUUAAACGAACGUGAUCGUGUCACCGAUGCCAUCGUUACACAUUGGUUUCAAAACAAACGAAAAAUGGCUAAAAGUCAACGAGCAUCUAUUCAAGAAGAGUCUAUUCCAUUAACUUUAGGAUCUAAUGGAAAUAAUCAUUCAUCAAAUAUGUUAAUCAGUGAUUAUGAAAAUACGAAUGGCGGUGAUGAUGAUCUGCACACGCAUCAUCAACAGCAGAAAUUGAACAUCCCACUUCUAGAUAUUGACUGUUUCGAUACUCCUGCAUCAUUAUUGGAUCCUCAAAUGGCUGCAUAUCGAGCAAUCAUGAGUCGUAUGGUUCCAUUUGCGAAUAAUAUCAAUGGAAACGGUUCACCGCGACGAUUUGUCAAACAGGAACCGAUUUUAAAUCAAGAUGAAUCGAAUCAGAGUGAUGCUUCUAAUUCCCAAUCGCCAUUAAAUGAUCAUUUAUCACCGUGA
This is a messenger RNA of Adineta ricciae, 1524 nucleotides long. The record is from the annotation of a GenBank genome assembly. Lineage: Eukaryota; Metazoa; Rotifera; Eurotatoria; Adinetida; Adinetidae.